UAGCUUGCUAAUUUGGCCCGGCUCAUGCUGUACUCUUCACCUCGACGUUCGUGGAAGGCAUCAGAGUCAGGGUGCCAGAGCCGUUCCCGUGCUAGUCGGCGGGCGACAAACCCAAGAGGUGAAGAUCUGAAACAAGCCAUCGCCAAGUUUUUGCCACCUGCCCCUAUUGUGUGCCUUCUGCCUCACAGACAUCUCCUCAAGAGGUUCUAUUGGAUGGAUGGUGCAAGAACUCUGAAGGGUGUAGAAGCACUCAUAAAGAACACAGUUGCUGAGGAGGUCGAAAUAAGCAACAGACGCAGCAAGGAAUAACAGAGGAAACAGUAUUCCAAAAGGAGCACAAAAGAAAACUGUCACAUUAUUACAUUUUUAAUCAGGAAAAUGGGUUUGUCAAUCUCCUACCCACCAGAUGACUACCUGCCAGAGGAUGAAGAGGACACAGACCGACUGUUUGUCCGGUCCCUAAGCUUUGACAAUCUCAGCACUCUCGAGACCCUUGAAUCACCACCGGCAAUGCUCGACUCUCUGACAUCCAAGAGACUAAUCAUAAGAGGCUCCUUAAGCUUCAAGAAAAAGGAGGGUGAUCCAUAUCAAGUUGAAACUACGAUAUCCAUGGUGAGUCCUAAACCUGACAAGGAGACAAGCAAUCAUAAGUCUGCCGGCCUACCAAGAUGUGGGCCCAUGGAAAACCUGCCACCAGAUUCUCCGGUGAUCGGGAUGGUCAGCCCAAAGCACCAGGCUGCAGCAAUAAGGGUGCAGAAGGUGUACAAGAGCUUAAGGACAAGGCGGCAGCUUGCAGAUUGCGCUAUUCUUGUUGAACAACGCUGGUGGAAAUUACUUGAUUUUGCGCUGCUCAAGCGCAGUUCAGUGUCGUUCUUCGAGGUAGAGAAGCCGGAGUCGGCCCUCUCAAGGUGGUCUCGUGCCAGAAUGAGGGCUGCCAAGGUAGGGAAAGGUCUGUCCAAGGAUGAAAAGGCCCAGAAGCUUGCACUGCAACACUGGCUCGAAGCAGUAUACAUCAAAAUGAUUCUCUUCAAACACUUUUCAUUGAUUAAACAUCACAGAUCAAAUUACAAUUCAUUCAUGUUUCAUGGACAGAUUGACCCUCGACAUCGGUAUGGUCACAACCUCCACUACUAUUACCAGCACUGGCUACACUGUGAGAGCAAGCAGCCUUUCUUCUACUGGUUGGAUAUAGGUGAAGGAAAGGAGGUCAAUAUUGAGGGCCACUGCCCAAGAUGGAAGCUGCUGCAGCAAUGCAUCAGGUAUCUUGGUCCAAAAGAGAGAGAGUUCUACGAGACCAUCGUUGAGGAUGGGAAGAUGAUGUACAAGCUGAGCCGCAAGAUCGUCGACACAUCUGAGGGCCCUAGGGAUUCAAAAUGGAUCUUUGUAUUGAGCACAACGAGGGUACUAUACAUCGGCAAGAAGAACAAGGGCACAUUUCAGCACUCCAGCUUCCUUGCUGGUGGAGCCACGUCCGCAGCUGGGAGACUCAUUGUAGAGAAUGGAAUUCUAAAGGCUGUCUGGCCUCACAGCGGGCACUACCGUCCCACAGAGGCAAACUUCCGGGAGUUCAUGAACUUUCUGAAGAAGAGGAACGUGGAUCUUACAAAUGUCAAGUUGAGCCCAUCAGAAGGUGAGGAGGACGACUGGCUCAGGCUCAGGAGCGGCCUCCCCCAUGUCGACCUAACUGAGGGCAGAAAUCCUGAGAAGCAAGAAGACACCAAGUCCCAACACCCUCACCCUGACGAAGACAAAGCCACGACCACGACCAAGCCUGCCACAUCGCCAUCCACGAGCGGCGAGACAACAACUACUGCAUCAGCAAGCACGCCGGUGAUGAAGAGGUCCUCGUCCGGCAACCGGCUGCAACGCAAGCGGCCGCCAAGUCUAAGGGUGAACAAGAGCCGGCUGGGCAAGGGGACAGCGGAGCAUGGCGCUGGCGCGUUCGGGGACUGCUUGGACUUUUGCAAGGAGAACCUUUUCCGUGGUGGCGAGGGGGAGGUGAUGGUGGUGCCGCAGGAGAUGAUCCUGCAUCGGAUCAACUCCAAGAUGGCCUUGCACUCGUACCAGCUUGGGAACCAGCUCUCGUUCCGGUGGACCACCGGCGCUGGGCCAAGGAUCGGGUGCGUCCGGGACUACCCGCCGGAGCUGCAGUUCCGGUCGCUGGAGCAGGUCAGCCUGUCGCCGCGGGGUGGCGCGGGGCCGGCCAGGUACGGGACGCCGUGGCACAGCCCGUGCGCGCCACUCGUGUCACCGACGCCGGGGGGGCUCGGCUCGCCGCUGUACGGCGUGGCCGGGACACCUACGUCGCGACUGCAGCACGGUGCAGCCUAGAGCUCGUGCGUACGUGGUAGCGCGCGCAUAGUCCGUGACCAUGACUGCCAGGCUUGGCACUGCUGACCCGUGACCGUGACCGCGUGCGAAGAACAUGCGCGGCUGCGGCUGGACAGUGACAGUGAGUCCUAGAGCAAGUUUGUACCCUUAUUUGACCCAUUUUCUUUCUUUCUGUAGACACCUUAAUUUGUAAGUACUCUGGUUGGGAUAUACACACCGGGAUUUCCCUUCGUUUUCUUUCAAGUGUUCUAAAGUUAUCAGAAGGCUAUAUAGAAAUGUAGUGAUAGAGUCUGAUAAUUUA
Molecule: messenger RNA, 2632 nt
Organism: Phragmites australis (common reed)
Lineage: Eukaryota; Viridiplantae; Streptophyta; Magnoliopsida; Poales; Poaceae
Product: IQ domain-containing protein IQM2-like
Exons: 11
Coding region: 379-2331 (650 amino acids)
Source: RefSeq, a predicted model, not a curated record